Tupaia belangeri chinensis (Chinese tree shrew) is the source of this 1610-nucleotide messenger RNA. It is a transcript of the gene RWDD4, whose product is annotated as RWD domain containing 4. The transcript is spliced from 8 exons. Gene Ontology annotation, molecular function: protein binding. Lineage: Eukaryota; Metazoa; Chordata; Mammalia; Scandentia; Tupaiidae. The record is from RefSeq and is a predicted model, not a curated record. The coding region runs from base 227 to 790 and encodes 187 amino acids.
CAGCCUCUCCCCAGACCGGGCGGUCCCAUCUGCCGCGGCCUCCGUCUCCCGGCCGGUAGCUGCCGAGGGCCUGGGACGCGCGUGACUCGUAUCUGCAGGUGCCAAGGGUGUGCCACCACCUCGAAGCCGCGGCGCGGAAGGGGACGCCGCAGCCGCAGAGACAGUGCCCUCGCUUUCUCUUGGUUGUGAUCGCGGUCUGCCCAGGAGACGCCCCGCGACCGGCGCGAUGAGUGCCAACGAGGACCAGGAGAUGGAACUAGAGGCAUUACGUUCUAUUUAUGAAGGAGAUGAAAGUUUCCGGGAAUUAAGUCCAGUGUCCUUUCAGUAUCGGAUAGGUGAAAAUGGUGAUCCCAAAGCCUUCUUAAUAGAGAUUUCCUGGACAGAAACAUAUCCCCAGACACCUCCAAUUAUAUCUAUGAAUGCUUUUUUUAACAACACCAUAUCGUCUGCGGUAAAGCAGAGCAUCUUAGCCAAGUUACAGGAGGCAGUAGAGGUUAACCUGGGAACCGCGAUGACCUACACGUUGUUCGAAUAUGCCAAGGACAACAAAGAGCAGUUCAUGGAGAACCACCAUCCCGUCCAUUCUACAACAUCCACAAGCAAUAUUAUCUCAGUUGAGACUCCUAAUACAGCCCCAAGUAAGAAAAAAGACAAAAAAGAACAACUUUCAAAAGCCCAGAAACGGAAGCUGGCAGAUAAAACAGAUCACAAAGGGGAACUUCCUCGAGGCUGGAACUGGGUUGAUGUCGUGAAGCACUUAAGCAAAACUGGCUCUAAAGAUGAUGAGUAAUGCUUGGAAUUUGAGAUGCGGAAAGAUCGUCCUUUAUGAAGUAAACUGGGUUCAAAAUCUUUCAUGGCUAUUUUCUGGUACGGAGGUGACUUUUUAUAAAACAUAUUUUUUUUGUAUGUUUCUUACACAAAUGAUGUUGUGAGCUGCAAGUUCAUGAAAAGAUCUGAUUGAAUUAAAUUAUUUUCACAAACUUGCCUUAAUAAAAGGUGAAAGUGUUACUAUCGAAUAUACUUUAUGAAGCUUGUUGAACUUUGUAGAUGGGCAAAUAUGGGGAAUACUUCAUCAGUGUUGAUUUAUAUGAUCUUAUUCUAGCGGAUGUGAUAUUUUUUUAAGAGUCUAAAGCCCUUUUCGUACUGUUGUCCCAGUGGACUAAACCUUUGAGUGAACAGUUGUUUUUAGCAUAAUUCAUCUUAAUUGGCUUCUCAUCUUAAAUAAAGUCUUUAUCCCUUCUUUCACUUAAUUACUGAAGCAUAUAUUGUUUCAGAGAAAUUUCAGUACUAGUAUUUGAACUUUAUACAUGAUAUUGUUUGUAGUUCCUUUUUAUUUUUCAAGUAUGAACUGUUUCCCUUUAAUGAAUUGAUGGCUAUUUAUACGAGUCUCUUGAUUUGGGCCAAGAUAUUUGAUCAUGACAGCUUUCAGUAAUAUGGGGAGUCGGAGAAUAUAAAGAGAAAUUCACCAAAUAUAUCAGAAAGCAUUUGAAUGAGAAGUGCUGGCUUUUAUUGAAACUGUUUCUCUUUGCUAGGGUGGGAAGAAAAGAUGCCUUACUAUUUAAUUUUUGUACUGUUGGAUACAGCAAUUUUAAUAAAUUUUUAUUUAUCUG